CAGGAUGCAACUCUUCACUGCUUACUUCAGCUUCAGCUUUUUUGGAACAUUUUGUGAUACAACCCAAAUUGCUCCUACUGGAAACUAAGCAAAAUCUCCCUUUUUUUUGGUUUUAAAUUCAAAGCCCCCCCGCCCCAAGACUUGGUCUUCUCCCAGCACACAGGUGAGGACAACCAGCCUUCAUGACGUCACCAAGGAGGAGGAGGAAGGUUGUGUGGGCUUGACGCUGAGCAGGACGCCUCAUUCACUUCAUCCCCAGCUGACUGGAGCACGGACAGGACCAGCAAACAACUCUCCCUUCCCGACGCUGCCGUAACUACUUUGGCAAAGCACACAGGCUGCAGAGGCAUCAUGUCGUCACUCCUUCUCUUAUUAGGCCUUCUUACUAUGCCAGGAUUCAUCACAGCCCCCUCAUCGACAGCGAGCAACACUCAGUCCACCGCUUCCUCUACGUCUAUAGGUACACCAAUCUCCUCCGCCAGCAUGUCUUCCUCCACAGUCCCCUCCACUACCGGAGUUCCCAUGUCCACCACCCCCACCCUCCAGAUCUCCUCAAGCGCAGCUUUAAUACCCACAGUCUCUUCGUCAAGCACACCCUUAUCCACAGGUUCGGUAACAACCCCCCCCAUGCUUUGGUCCACCACGACCACCAACCCUGCAAGCGGAGCACCCACUAACACUGAAACUGCCACCCAGGCCACAACCCUAUCCACAGGGUCAGCAGCCAGCACCAUGAUGUGGUCCACUGGUAGCACCAGCCUUGCAAGUGGGGUACCAACAACCACUGCUGCUGCCACAAGCUCACCCUUAUCCACAGGUUCGGUAACAACCCCCCCCAUGCUUUGGUCCACCACGACCACCAACCCUGCAAGCGGAGCACUCACUACCACUGAAACUGCCACCCAGGCCACAACCCUAUCCACAGGGUCAGCAGCCAGCACCAUGAUGUGGUCCACUGGUAGCACCAGCCUUGCAAGUGGGGUACCAACAACCACUGCUGCUGCCACAAGCUCACCCUUAUCCACAGGUUCGGUAACAACCCCGGCCAUGCUUUGGUCCACCACGACCACCAACCCUGCAAGCGGAGCACCCACUACCACUGAAACUGCCACCCAGGCCACAACCCUAUCCACAGGGUCAGCAGCUAGCACCAUGACGUGGUCCACUGGUAGCACCAGCCUUGCAAGUGGGGUACCAACAACCACUGCUGCUGCCACAAGCUCACCCUUAUCCACAGGUUCGGUAACAACCCCCCCCAUGCUUUGGUCCACCACGACCACCAACCCUGCAAGCGGCGCACCCACUACCACUGAAACUGCCACCCAGGCCACAACCCUAUCCACAGAGUCAGCAGCCAGCACCAUGAUGUGGUCCACUGGUAGCACCAGCCUUGCAAGUGGGGUACCAACAACCACUGCUGCUGCCACAAGCUCACCCUUAUCCACAGGUUCGGUAACAACCCCGGCCAUGCUUUGGUCCACCACGACCACCAACCCUGCAAGCGGAGCACCCACUACCACUGAAACUGCCACCCAGGCCACAACCCUAUCCACAGGGUCAGCAGCUAGCACCAUGACGUGGUCCACUGGUAGCACCAGCCUUGCAAGUGGGGUACCAACAACCACUGCUGCUGCCACAAGCUCACCCUUAUCCACAGGUUCGGUAACAACCCCCCCCAUGCUUUGGUCCACCACGACCACCAACCCUGCAAGCGGCGCACCCACUACCACUGAAACUGCCACCCAGGCCACAACCCUAUCCACAGAGUCAGCAGCCAGCACCAUGAUGUGGUCCACUGGUAGCACCAGCCUUGCAAGUGGGGUACCAACAACCACUGCUGCUGCCACAAGCUCACCCUUAUCCACAGGUUCAAUAACAACCCCGGCCAUGCUUUGGUCCACCACGACCACCAACCCUGCAAGCGGAGCACCCACUACCACUGAAACUGCCACCCAGGCCACCGCUGACACAACCCUAUCCACAGGGUCAGCAGCCAGCACCAUGAUGUGGUCCACUGGUAGCACCAGCCUUGCAAGUGGGGUACCAACAACCACUGCUGCUGCCACAAGCUCACCCUUAUCCACAGGUUCGGUAACAACCCCCCCCAUGCUUUGGUCCACCACGACCACCAACCCUGCAAGCGGCGCACCCACUACCACUGAAACUGCCACCCAGGCCACAACCCUAUCCACAGGGUCAGCAGCCAGCACCAUGAUGUGGUCCACCAGGAGCACUGGCCUUGUAAGUGGUGGACCAACAACCACUGCUGCUGCCACAAUCUCACCCUUAUCCACAGGCACAGCAACCGGCACUAUGCAGCCAGUGACUGGAAGAACAACCGCUGCUGGUUCUACACUUACGGCCUCUGUUAGCUCAGUCAGCGCUCCUAACACAGGAACCAACUCUGCCUCCUCAACAGCCACACCCAUGUCCACAACAACCAUGUCGACCACCGCUUCACAGACCUCCGAGAGUUCAAGCACUGGCUCCUCGACUUCCAUGUCAACCACCACCACAAUCUUAUCCACAGAGUCAGCAGCCAGCACCAUGACGUGGUCCAUUGGUAGCACCAGCCUCGCAAGUGGUGGACCAACAACCACUGCUGCUGCCACAAUCUCACCCUUAUCCACAGGCACAGCAACCAGCACAAUGAAGCCAGUGACCGGGGGAACAACCGCUGCUGGUUCUACACUUACGGCCUCUGUUAGCUCAGUCAGCGCUCCUAACACAGGAACCAACUCUGCCUCCUCCACAGCCACACCCAUGUCCACAACAACCAUGUCGACCACCGCUUCACAGACCUCCGAGAGUUCAAGCACUGGCUCCUCGACCUCCAUGUCAACCACCACCACAAUCUUAUCCACAGAGUCAGCAGCCAGCACCAUGACGUGGUCCAUUGGUAGCACCAGCCUUGCAAGUGGGGUACCAACAACCACUGCUGCUGCCACAAGCUCACCCUUAUCCACAGGCACAGCAACCGGCACAAUGAAGCCAGUGACCGGGGGAACAACCGCUGCUGGUUCUACACUUACGCCAUCUGUUAGCUCAGUCAGCGCUCCUAACACAGGAACCAACUCUGCCUCCUCCACAGCCACACCCAUGUCCACAACGACCAUGAUGACCAUCGCUUCACAGACCUCUGAGAGUUCAAGCACAGGCUCCUCGACCUCCAUGACGACCGCCACCUCUGCUGGUAACAUGUCGACAACUGCAAUGAGCAUGCUAUACUGUCCGGAAUUCUCGUGCAACUACUCGGACUGCAACGCCAUGUACGGCAGUCAAAAUGCAACGCAGUGUGCCGCUGGUCAGUGGUGUAAGCUGUGCAAGAUGGACAUGUACUACCACAUGGUGGGCUGCAGCCACACCUGCGGCCGCCUCUGCACCAACACCUCCCAGACCAACUGCACUGUGUUUUGCUGUAAUGCCACCGACUGCCUCAACCACACCUUUGCGUCCAUGGAGAUGCCCAUGAUGUCCACAGCUGCUGCAACCAGCGCAGGCGUCACCACGGCCGCCAUCACCCCGCCGACAACAGAAGACCACAGUAACAAAUGCCAUCAAGGGACGUGCACCGGGCCGACUUGCUACACCAGCAUUAGCACACCCAUGAAGUGUUCCUCCACACAGGUGCACUGUCAGCUGAAAAAAGAGAUGGUCGGCUCGGACAUGCGCUGGACAGCCGGCUGCACGACCAACUGCGGGGGCCAGACAGCGUGCACAGCAACCACGCAGCCGCCGUGCCACCUGGAGUGCUGCAACGCCACCCUCACUUCCUGCCUGUGGCUGAACGGCACCAUGAACGUCUUUUCGUCCGCCACCACAGGUCCUCUUCUUCAAGCGGAACUCAUGACGUUUUUACUGGGCUUUCUGGUCGCUUCCGGUUUCCUGCUGUGAGAAAGCACACCGAAAGUCUUUAUCCGAUGCUGAUUGUAUGUACAGGAUGUUUGGAGUCGCGGUUAAAAACUUUAUUUUUGGGGGUCUAAAGACCAGUGACAAUUCAUAGAGAAAUGCAGGAGUCAGAAGCAUCAUCACAUUACUCAAUAACUACUGCAGGUGUGCCUAAUAAUGUUGUGCUUUUUUUUUUUAUUGUCCUCUCUUAAAGCCAUUUGUGAAAAUAACACAGCUGUGACAAUAUAUGAUGCACUUUACGCACAAUGUUACAUGUUUGUUUGUUUUUCAUCUAAAAGGCAUUUUUAAGUAUGUUUAGUUUCUAAUUCAGUCAAUCAUGCUUCUUUUUUUUUUUUUUUCGUUUUUCCCGUGCAUUGUGAUUACUUUUGUGUCAUUUUUUUAGGGCAAACAUGUCAAACAAAGUCACUUUCAUAUAUUUUGUGUAUUGUACAAAAUGUAAUUGUUUCUAUAAUUAAAUAAAUCUUACAAAUUGCAUGCCUGAUACAGAUCAUGUUUUAUUACCGUGUGCAAUUGGGGGUAUUAUUCAGUUGGAAUAUUAAAAAGGAACACAAAAAAAAAAUACUAUUUUGGUAUCAUUGGCCUGCAUGGGAUUUUUAAAAAUUGAAAAAUUAAUCAGACUCUAUUGUAAACAGGCAAGCUGUUACAUGGUUUUUUUUUUUCAUCUAAAAGGAAUUUUUAAGAUUGUUUAGAUUCUAAUUCAGUCAAUUAUGUUUCUUUUUUUUUCAGUUUUCCCUGUGCAUUGUGAUUACAUUUGUGUCGUAUUUUAGGGCAAACAUGACAACAAAGUCAGUUUCAUAUAUUUUGUGUAUUGUACAAAAUGUAAUUUGUUUCUAUAAUUAAAUAAAUCUUACAAAUUGCUUGCC
Molecule: messenger RNA, 4772 nt
Organism: Nerophis ophidion (straightnose pipefish)
Lineage: Eukaryota; Metazoa; Chordata; Actinopteri; Syngnathiformes; Syngnathidae
Product: mucin-2
Exons: 9
Coding region: 352-3894 (1180 amino acids)
Source: RefSeq, a predicted model, not a curated record